GGAGGUCGGGGUCAGGGGCUCUCCGGCCGAAGGUCCGGCGUGGCCCCAGGGCCAUGGCGCAGGCCUCGGGGAGCCGGUGAGUCAGUGCCUGCGGGAGCCGAGCGGGCAGCGGAGGGACUCACCUGGCCCUCUCCGACUCCUGGCGAGCCUCAGCCAAGCCUUGCCCUUGCCUGCCCCUGAGGCUGAGAGAGUGUGACUCGCACACGGUCGCCAUUGGGCUCCAGAGUCCAGCACUCAGACCACUAGGCCACGCUGCUUCCCAUAGAGAGAGAGAGAGAAGCCAGAGGGAGGCGAAAGGAGCCCAGGGCCCUGGGAGCCUGGCACUGCCAAGACAGACCUCCUGGGGAAAGGGCCAGUCGGGCAAAGGGUUUGGUUUAGAGGCCCCAAAGAAGCUCCCUGACGCCGCUCUCUUUCUCUGCUUCUCAGGGUCCCCCGCAACUCUCACAGACACUGCCCUUCCUUUUCCUCCGUGCCCCCAUCAUGUGCCUUUGCGCUUCCCGUCCAGGAGGCUUGCGCUCUUUGUGCCUGUGGACAAGCGGAGGAGAGAGAGGGAGAGGCUGCCUUCUUCGGACCUCAGCUUGGAGAGGAUGACGCAGUCCGAUCGGAAGCACAUCCGAGAGAUCUGGGCCGCAGCGUUUGAGAAUGCGGAGGAAAAUGGCAGGCUGGUGGUCAUCAGGCAAGGCCUGCUCUUGCAUCCCAAAGGCGGCAGCCCCUCUGGGUCUCCCUCGCCCCUUAUUGCCUGUCAGACAGAGGGUCAGGAGAGCCCAUGCAGGAGGGCGCUCCGCAACUCUUUUCUGGCCCUAGGGAUGCCUUGGGGGAGCAGCUAUGCCCCAGCCCUCUCUGGGCGAGGCACCUGCCUCCCUGAACCUGGAUGGCGCUGGGCCCCCUUGGCUUCCAGAACUGGCCUCGACCCCUUCUCCGCUCGGGCAGCCUCUCAAAGCAGGACCCAUCGGCUGCACUCCCCCAAACCAUCAUGGCCUCGUAAACAGGGGCUCCUGCUCCCUGAGGACCUGGCAAGUGGUGCCUUUUUAGAUGCCUUGGGCGUUCUUCGUGAAGAGCGACAGCGCAGGAAGGGGAAGCCUCAGCAUCCCUUUCCCUUCGGUGGAGUCAGGGCUGCUUUUGGGAGGAAACUAAGGCCUAUGAGGUUCAAGCACAGGGAGUGCCAAGCAAUAGGCAAAACGAUUUGCUACAUCACUUGCUGUCUUCUCAUUGAGAACUGUUCUUCUGUCCUGAUGCAUAUCUGCACGUGCGCAACCCCCCCCCCCCCCCGGCCAGGCUGCUUGUGCUUCUGUCCCAGGAGUGUCCACUCUGUCCCCCAGUGUCCCUGCAUCCAGUGUCUUGGGCCUCCCCUCCGCAUCCCCUUCUGCUGCUGCUGCUGCUGCUGCUGCUGCUGCCUGGCCCUUUGGAACUGGAGGGGCCAGAGUCGGGCCUUAGGAUCCGGGGGUUCGGGGGACAGCUGGAACCCAGAGUGCCAGUGAUUCCUGGUGUGUGGAGUGAUGGCAAAGAGGUGUGGGGAAGAAAGGGAUGUUUCAGAGCACUGGAUAUUAUACAUCGACCUCAUGGAUAAGUCAGGGGCAGGUUCUGAAUAUUGAUAAGACCCAUGGAUGGGUCAACAGCACAACGUGGAACUUACCAAAUACCAGCCGGCAUGACUGGGCUCACCGAAAAGGCCGGGUGGAUGAGGAGGGGACUAUGGGAAAUGGUGGCUGAACAGGAGGGGCUCUGCCCUGACCCAGGGAGGCUUUCCCUUGACCUGCAGCCCAAGCACAGCUCUCCCCAGCCCUUUCCCCCAGACCCUCUCUGGCACUCAAGUAGGGAAAGCCCUGUGCUGCAGCCCUGAUGGACUUGUAUUCUUGGACAUUUAAUUUUAUCCCCUCUCCCCCCCCCCCCUCAAAAAAAAAAAGAUCUUCAAGGCAGCUCACAAGUUUUAAGAGCAGAUGCAAGUGAUAAAACUAUAAACAUAUUCAGGACAUUUCAGUGCAAACACAGAUGAAACAAACCAUUCUAAAGGGACCUUAGUAAAGAAGGAAAAAAGGUGCACCCCUCGUGUGUUAAGACCCCUCCUGGACGAAGAGGCCUUUGCCUGUCGCAGGAAGGCCAUGGGGAAAGGGCCACUCUGGUUCCCUGGGGCAGGGGCUUCAGGGCCUGGGGAGCCACCGACAAGGCCCCCUCCUGCCCCCCACCCGGCAAAAGCAGCACCCGGUCCCCACGGGAGCCGGUGCAAGGGAAGAGCUGUGCGCUCCAUGUAGCUCACCCUGGCCGACAGCUCAUGGCUAUGGUGGGGGUCACUGUGGUGGCCCUGAAUGGGAAUGACCCUCUGCCCACUCUGGGUCUGAGUCCUUGUUCCUCCAUGAUGCGCCAGUAAGCUCCCCAACCUGGUGUACUGGACAUACGGGGUGCUGUUUGCAUCCUUGCCAGUUAAAAUGGCAGGGAAGAGUCAUCCGGUGCACUGGAUUUGGGAGGGAAGCAUC
This is a messenger RNA of Sceloporus undulatus (fence lizard), 2471 nucleotides long. Its product is annotated as hemoglobin subunit alpha-1-like. Lineage: Eukaryota; Metazoa; Chordata; Lepidosauria; Squamata; Phrynosomatidae. The transcript is spliced from 2 exons. Gene Ontology annotation, molecular function: iron ion binding; heme binding; oxygen binding. Bases 588 to 1478 code for a protein of 296 amino acids. The record is from RefSeq and is a predicted model, not a curated record. Gene Ontology annotation, biological process: oxygen transport.